UCAGCUGGACUAGAUCUAGAACAGCAACAUAUCUAACUAGUGAUACUCUGUCUGUCCAGCAGAACAAAUCUGCCACCUGCUUGGAGAAGGAAAGAAUUUGUUCUUUAUUCAUUUCUAACUUGACAGCAGAAGGUUCUGGACUUUACAUCUGCAAUGUAAAACAUCUGAACAACACCAUGACUAAAGAAGUCAACAUAACAGUGAUCUAUAAAAGGAAAGUUCAGAUCUCUGGCAGAACAACUGUAAAGAAAAGAGAUGCUCUGAAUCUCACCUGCAGCAUUGAAAGUUUCCCUCCAUCACUCAUCAUGUGGACCAAACAGAGUUCCAUCACAAACCUACAAAGUGGAAUCAGCCUCCUCAAUGACACUGGAUCAGCCACUCUUUUCAUCUCAAAUGUGACAGCAGAGGAUUCUGGACAGUACGUCUGCACUGCAAAACAUCUCAAUACAACCAUGACGGAGCUAGCUGAUGUAACGGUAGCUUAUAAAAGGAAAGUUCAGAUCUCUGGCAGAACAACUGUAAAGAGAGGAGAUGCUCUGAAUCUCACCUGCAGUGUAGAAAGUUUCCCUCCAUCACUCAUCAUGUGGACCAAACAGAGUUCCAGCACAAACCUACAAAGUGGAAUCAGCCUCCUCAAUGACACUGGAUCAGCCACUCUUUUCAUCUCAAAUGUGACAGCAGAGGAUUCUGGACAGUACGUCUGCACUGCAAAACAUCUGAACACGACCGUAACGGAGCUAACUGAUGUUACAGUAACUUGGUUUUCAGAGAUCCUGGAUGGUUCUGGAUGUGUGCAUCAGUCGGCGGUCCUGACCUGUGUGUGCAUCAGUGAAGGGUUUCCUUUACCCUCCAUCAAAUGGCCGCUGCUGCAGAAUCACAGAGAGUAUUCUGUUAUUACCAUGGCGUCAGGCUACACUGUCAACAGCACUGUGACCCUAAUGGUUAAGCACCAUGACAACAUGACUAUUCAAUGUGUCAGCAGCAAUGACGAUGGGGAAGCUAAACUAAACCUCAAAAUCCAGCAAAACGUACCAGAAAAACAAGGCCAUCACUGUUCAAGUGGAGAGCUUUUCCUGAGCAUCGCUGUUGUGUCUGUGUUUGUGAACGUCAUCCUCGUGAUCUACUGUGUCUUCCUUUGGAUUUCAAGAAAAAAGGUGAAACCAGACGAAGCGGAGAGGUUUUACAUGUCGCUGCACCGAAAAGACACAUCAGAUGAAUAUGAUGUAAUCGGCCAGUCUUUGAGCUAACAGCUGCCAGAGAGAUUAUAUUUCUACAUAAUCUUUUUAAAAUGUACUGAUUACUUAUGUUAGUUUAAUUUUUUGUAAAAUCGUAUUAAUCUCAGGGUUUCUAAAAGGUAUUAAAAAAUACAUUUUUGCUAUGUAUAAAUAUGCUUAUAGAGCUGAAAAUUAAACAGUCUCUUAUAAUACAGAUAAUACUGCUACAGCAUGACGCCAUAAAAUGUGUGUGUGAAAGCUUUCCAGUGGGACCACAUUCAGAGCCGCCUUCAGUGAUUAGUAAAUCAGCUAUUAGCCCAUUCUUUGUGAUUUAAAACAUAAUUGGCCUUUUUAAUUUGUCUUCCAUUUUGGAACUGAAAACAAAAUGCCAGUAAAAUGUGAACAGAUCUGAAGCCAGUCUUUUCUAUCUGAAUAUGUUUUUAGGUUCUUGCAUGUUCGGGUAAUAUAAAAUGGCACUCUUAAUGGUAAAAAAAAAAAAAAAACACCCCACA
Melanotaenia boesemani (Boeseman's rainbowfish) is the source of this 1726-nucleotide messenger RNA. RefSeq names its product hemicentin-1-like. NCBI's taxonomy places the organism in Eukaryota, Metazoa, Chordata, Actinopteri, Atheriniformes, Melanotaeniidae. The record is from RefSeq and is a predicted model, not a curated record. The coding region runs from base 177 to 1247 and encodes 356 amino acids. The transcript has 6 exons.